ACCGGAAGUGGUACAGUGAAGUUUGGAGUAUUUCUACCAGGUUCGGUGCUCAGAGCAGCAGAAUUUCUUUCAACACUUGUUUGUGCCUCAAGGAUUUUACUGCUAUAACCGAACAGUUAAUGUUCAUUGGUUCAUUUGUCCAUCUUGACAUUCGCUCCGUCUAAACGAUGGCCCAUUACGAAGAAGUAAAUGUGCAUGGCUAUGAUGAAUUCUGUAAGGCUGUGUCUGACAGGAAAGGAAAGGAUAUUUUCGCUUAUUUCUCUGGUGAUAAAGACGCCCAAGGAAAGAGCUGGUGUCCAGACUGCGUGACAGCCGAGCCAGUUGUGAGAGGAGAGAUGACUCAUCUUCCUGAGGGCUCUGUCUUCAUCUACUGUCAAGUUGGACAAAGAGCCUAUUGGAAGGAUCCAAAUAACGACUUCAAGAAGACACUGAAGCUGACUGGAGUUCCCACUCUGCUGCGAUACGGCACGCCUCAGAAGUUGGUGGAGGACGAAUGCAUGAAAGCGAACCUGGUGAAGAUGAUGUUCACUGAGGACUGAGCGACUCUUCGCUGCUCACGUCAGUCAGCAACAUUCAGCAUUUCUUCACUGUUAAACAGUGAAAUGUCACAUCAUUCUGUUUCAGCUCCUACUGUACUUUCAAAUCAGCAACUGUGCAAGUUUACAACCAAAACAUCCAGCAUCCUCUGUUAUAUUCAGCUAUUCACUGAAACCAUUACUGGAUAUCUGCAGUAAACAAAAAGGCUGAGUGGAUGUAACGUCUUCAUUUCUACUUAAUGUGCAAUCUCCUAAUCCUGUUUAACUGAGUUUGACACAUUUCUUCAAUUGUAAUGUCAUUCUCAAACACUAGUUUAUUAUAUGAAAAAAAAUAUCUUGGGAUGAUUUGUUUAUUGUGAUCAUUGUGUGUGAUUUGUGUUGCCUUACAGUAGGACUCAAAUAAAGUGGCACUUGAUGAAAAGCGUC
Molecule: messenger RNA, 962 nt
Organism: Acanthopagrus latus (yellowfin seabream)
Lineage: Eukaryota; Metazoa; Chordata; Actinopteri; Spariformes; Sparidae
Gene: txndc17
Product: thioredoxin domain containing 17
Exons: 4
Coding region: 168-539 (123 amino acids)
Cellular component (GO): cytosol
Molecular function (GO): protein-disulfide reductase [NAD(P)H] activity
Source: RefSeq, a predicted model, not a curated record